Molecule: messenger RNA, 1209 nt
Organism: Histoplasma mississippiense
Lineage: Eukaryota; Fungi; Ascomycota; Eurotiomycetes; Onygenales; Ajellomycetaceae
Exons: 2
Coding region: 1-1209 (402 amino acids)
Biological process (GO): mRNA splicing, via spliceosome
Cellular component (GO): post-mRNA release spliceosomal complex; U2-type spliceosomal complex
Source: RefSeq, a predicted model, not a curated record
AUGGGACGCUAUGUCCCCCCGGACCAAGAAGGUCUCACAACUGGCAACAAGCUUGCCAACAAGCACCCCCUAGGCGCCCGCGCCCGACACUUGCAUACCACUGGCGAACUUACAGUCCGUUUCGAAAUGCCCUUUGCCGUCUGGUGUUCCACAUGCAAGCCCGCCGAUAGCGUUCUAAUCGGGCAGGGCGUGCGUUUCAACGCACUGAAAAAGCGCGUGGGGAACUACUACUCAACGCCAAUCUACAGCUUCCGCAUGAAGCAUACGGUUUGCGGUGGCUGGAUAGAGAUCCGCACUGACCCGAAAAACACCGCGUAUGUAGUCACAGAGGGUGGGCGAAGGAAGGAUACGGGCGAGUUGGACAAAGGUGGCUACGAGGAGGACGGAGAAAUUACGUUACGGAUACCCCAUGAUGUUGGCUCGGGUAACUCUACGGAGAAGGAUGCGUUUUCGAAACUCGAGGGGAAAGUGGCGGAUCAGAAACGGGUUAUGACGGAGAAGGCGCGCAUGGAGGAAUUGAUGAAACGGCAGGAGCGUGAUUGGGAGGAUCCAUAUGAACAGUCACGUAGACUGCGGAGGGUGUUUCGGGCAGAAAGGAAACGGAGGGAGGCUGCGCAAGGAGUUACAAAGGCGCUGCAGGAUAGGAUGAGUUUGGGGAUUGAGUUGUUGGAGGAGUCUGAGGGGGAUCGGUUGAGGGCAAAAAUGGUGGAUUUUGCCCCUGCAGGCGAUAAUGCCGUGGGUGGAGCGAUUGUUCGCCAUGCGAUUUCGAAGCCACUAUUUGAGACCAAGUCGCUUCCGCUCACCCCUCCGGAUAGAGGACGGGCAAAAAAGGAAAAGCGGCCAAAGAAACCAGACGCUAUUGUAGCAGAGCGGAAGUCGCUGUUACAGAAAGAGUUAAGUGGAAAUACGAAGGCGGCUAUUGACCCUUUUUUGCUGGAUGACAAUUCAGAUUGGACCCCUGGGGUUAAGCGGCGGAAGAUGCUCGAAUCUACCGCUGGGGUGUCCUCCGGGAAUAGACCGCAACAAGAACAGAAACACGACGGCUCCGAUGAUAAGGAUUAUCAUACUAGCAAUAUUCCGAACAUAGUAAAUGUAAUUAGGCCACCGCAGUUAACGGCUACGGGUGCAGAUGAAGAAGCCUCCAACCCCCGACGAGUAGCAUCGGCCACACCCCUGGUAGGAUAUGAGUGGUCAGAUGAUUCCGAAUAA